Messenger RNA from Exophiala xenobiotica, 2609 nucleotides. RefSeq lists its product as uncharacterized. The coding region runs from base 148 to 2364 and encodes 738 amino acids. The transcript has 3 exons. The record is from RefSeq and is a predicted model, not a curated record. Gene Ontology annotation, molecular function: chloride channel activity. NCBI's taxonomy places the organism in Eukaryota, Fungi, Ascomycota, Eurotiomycetes, Chaetothyriales, Herpotrichiellaceae. Gene Ontology annotation, cellular component: cortical endoplasmic reticulum. Gene Ontology annotation, biological process: chloride transmembrane transport.
CAGAUUAUUUCCAGGUUCCUUGUUUCUUGACCUCGUUCACUUGUUCCAGCGUAUUGGUAAAGGCCAUUUUCCGAACGAGAUCUAUUCCCGGGCCUCAGUGUCCUUCUUCUGCUACUCUUCCCGCUUCCUCGACACAGCUCCCUCAAUAUGGCCCACAAGGUGCUACAGGACAAUUUCGACGUUGACUAUGUCAUUGUCUUUAGAGUCCCCGACAAUGACAAACAAGCCGGAAUAGCGCAAUUCCAGAAGCUCGUGCGUGCCCUCGCCGAAACAGGCCUCACCACCGAAGUCCGACGCGGAGACGAGACAUCCUUACUCGUUUUCGUGAGAGCUGCCGAUGAACAGGUCUUUGCAAACGUUGUUUUCAGAUCAAGGAUCAAAGACUGGCUAUAUGGCAUUCGACAGAUCCAGCCCACCAAAGAUACCGCCGAGACUCUUGCCUCAGAACAGCUGACGCAAGCUGAACGAUACCGGAUGAUCCAUCAUAUGAUAUGCUGUCCACAAGAAGAAGGAGGAGCUGGAAUCACACCUAAACACGGUGAAUGGAAAGCUGUCGAGGCUAUCUUCCCAUUGCACGACCAUGUCAAGAACAAGAAGUGGCUGGCCGAGUUCAGCCGCAAGACAUUUCUCACGCCCGAAGAUCUAGACGAGGUCAGGAAUAUUAUGGGCGAAAAGAUUGGUUAUUACUACGCUUUCCUCCAGUCGUACUUUACCUUCCUCGUCUUCCCAGCUGCUUUCGGAUUUUCGUGCUGGGUCUUGCUCGGCAAUUUCUCAGCAAUCUACGCCAUCGUCAAUGGCCUAUGGUGCGUUGUGUUCGUCGAGUACUGGAAGCGUCAAGAGCAGGAAUUGGCCAUCAGAUGGGGCGUUAAAAACGUGUCUGCAAUUGAAGACAAAAGGAGGGAAUUUGUGCCCGAGAAAUUCAUCACUGAUUCGGUCACUGGCGAGAAGAUGGCCUAUUUCCCGUCAAAGAAACGGCUACAACGACAACUGCUGCAGAUCCCCUUGGCCAUCCUCUGCGUGGUGGCGCUUGGUGCGAUCAUUUGCACUUGCUAUGCCAUCGAGAUCUUCAUCUCCGAGGUGUAUGAUGGCCCGCUCAAGUCUAUCCUGGUUUUCCUUCCUACUAUCAUCCUUACGCUGGCAGUCCCUACCGCCACCAACUACCUGACUCAAUUUGCGGAACGACUGACCUAUUUCGAGAACUACGAAACUCAAGAUGCUCAUGACAAGGCUAUGAUCUCAAAGGUCUUUGUUAUCAACUUCAUCACUUCGUACACGGCGAUCUUUUUGACGUCGUUUGUGUACGUUCCAUUCGCUUCAUUGCUGGUACCGUAUCUCGACGUGUUCAGUCUGACUGUCAAGCCAUUUGCCGAGAAUGAGAAACAAAUGCAGACACCAUCACCUGCACAAUUCACCAUCAAUCCUAACAGGAUUCGAAACCAAAUGAUAUACUUUGCCGUGACAGCUCAGAUUGUCAAUUUCGCAAUGGAAACCGUGGUGCCUCUCCUGACCCAGCAUGGCACCAAAAAGUACAAGGAGAUGCAGUCCGCUCGAGCUGAGAAACAGGGCGGAGCGACCCCGACCGUAGCUGCAGACGACGCCCCUGAGGAGAAGGAAUUCCUGACCCGAGUUCGCGAGGAAGCUGCCCUGCCAGAGUACGACGUCACCAGCGACCUCCGAGAGAUGGUUAUUCAGUUCGGCUAUCUGGCAUUGUUCUCUGUCAUUUGGCCUUUGACACCAGUGUCGUAUUUCAUCAAUAAUUGGAUCGAGCUUCGAGGGGAUACGUUCAAGCUAACGGUCGAAAGUCGACGACCAAACCCUGCACGUACUGAUACUCUUGGGCCAUGGAUCGACAGCCUGGAAUUUCUUGCUUGGUUGGGUAGCAUUACUACUGCGGCCCUGGUCUACAUGUUUAGCGGCGGAGAUGGUCCGGAUGGGCGACCUCACGCUAUCUGCCUGUGGGCACUUCUCCUUAGCGUCUUCCUCUCCGAGCACAUCUUCCUCGUCGUUCGGGUUCUCGUGCGCUACGCUAUCAGCAAAUUUGACAGUGCAGCGAUGCGCAAGGAGCGCAGUGAGCGGUUCAUGGUGCGCAAGAAGUUCCUUGAAGAUGCUGGUUUGGCCGAUGCAAUCAAGCCCGUUGCUGCCUCACCAAACAGCCCUUUGAAGACAGCUUCAGGUGAGCAAGCGUUCGCCAAUAUUACCCGAGAAAGUCUGGAGGAAGAUGCAAGACGUGAUAGUCUCACGAGCGCAACACCUGCGGAUCGCUUCUGGCAUCACCAGCGUAGCUGGGCGGAGUCUGAGAAGGUCGGUGUUGGUAUGAUCGACUUGAUGGAUUUGAGUGGAGGGAACGAGAAGAAGAGGCAAUAGAUGUUUACAACCUUUUGAUGAAGACUCUUCAAGGAGAAUGGUGCUCUCUGGGCGGAGAACGAGUGUGAUGCUAUUUCUUCGAUGGACCCGGAGACUUGAGGCGUCGACAGCACUGACAAGGGAUGUUGGGGUGUAUGCAAAAGCAUUCGAAUUACGAUAUGAAUUGUUAUGAGUAUGGACGCGAGUAACGAGCAAUAGAAAACACUUGAUAGUCCUGUUCAAGCAGGCAGGCUUCCUCCCUUGAG